UCGUGUUUAGUAAUACUUCGAACGCUAGACGAUCUCCACAUGUGGGGAGAGUGCUGUGCCCGACGAUCGCAGCAGCAGCAAAUCAGCGUUUUCUGUUAGUUUCCCACACUUUUCCGAUCGUCAACUCUUUAAUACUUGAUUUGCUAAUUUUCGUGUGUGUUUUAAGCGGGGAGAGACAGAGGCAAUUAGAUAGAGUGCGACAUAAAUACGUUGCGGAUAGGACCAAAGGACCCAGCGAGGAUGUUACCCAGAGAUCUAAGGCAUCUCUCGGGUCUUCUGGGCGUCGUUUAUCUGUUGGGCAGCCUGGUUUCCGUUACCUUGGCGGAUGGAAAGAUCUGCAACACAACGCUAUGCGACUGCAAAGGAAUCAAGGGACGCAUGGGCGCCCCAGGACCCAUCGGAGUUCCCGGCUUGGAAGGACCUGCCGGUGAUAUAGGACCACCUGGACGAGCAGGACCACUCGGCGAGAAGGGAGAUGUCGGCGAGUAUGGCGAACAAGGCGAGAAAGGACAUCGCGGCGAUAUCGGACCUAAAGGUGAAAUGGGUUACCCUGGAAUUAUGGGUAAAAGCGGUGAGCCCGGAACACCUGGACCACGUGGAAUCGAUGGCUGCGACGGACGGCCUGGUAUGCAGGGUCCCAGCGGAGCACCUGGCCAGAACGGAGUUCGCGGUCCGCCGGGAAAGCCCGGUCAGCAGGGUCCACCUGGAGAGGCUGGCGAGGGCGGCAUCAACUCCAAGGGCACCAAGGGCAAUCGGGGCGAGACUGGACAGCCUGGCGGUGUGGGACCGCCCGGAUUCGAUGGCGAUCGCGGUAGCAAGGGUGACACUGGAUAUGCUGGCCUAACUGGCGAGAAGGGAGAUCCAGGACUGCCUGGACCCAAGGGUGACACUGGCGCCGUUUCGGAGCUGCCAUACUCACUGAUUGGACCACCUGGCGCCAAGGGUGAGCCAGGUGACAGCCUAUCCGGAGUGCUGAAGCCAGACGACACCUUGAAGGGUUACAAGGGAUAUGUGGGACUCCAGGGUGAUGAGGGGCCACAGGGACCGACCGGCGAACAAGGCGCCGUUGGACGUAAUGGAUUGCCCGGUGCAAGAGGUGAGAUCGGUGGACCCGGAGAGCGCGGCAAGCCCGGUAAGGAUGGUGAACCCGGUCGAUUCGGAGACAAGGGCAUGAAGGGUGCGCCCGGCUGGACUGGAGCUGAUGGAUUGGACGGAAGCCCAGGAGAGCGUGGAGAGGAUGGAUUCACCGGCAUGCCCGGUGUUCAAGGCGGCGCUGGUCCCCCAGGAAUUUACGAUCCUAGCCUCACGAAAUCGCUGCCCGGCCCGAUUGGAUCGCAGGGAGACAUCGGACCGCCCGGAGAACAAGGUCCACCAGGUCUGCCCGGCAAACCUGGACGCCGCGGACCCAUCGGUCUAGCUGGUCAGUCAGGAGAUCCCGGCUUAAACGGCAGUCGCGGACCGCCUGGUCGUAGUGAGCGCGGUGAGGCCGGAGACUAUGGAUUCAUUGGACCACCGGGACCGCAGGGUCCCCCUGGCGAAGCUGGUCUACCCGGCCGAUACGGACUGCACGGAGAACCUGGACAAAAUGUGGUCGGACCGAAGGGCGAGCCUGGCCUAAAUGGACAACCUGGUUUGGAGGGCUACCGCGGUGAUCGCGGAGAGGUCGGUUUGCCCGGUGACAAGGGUCUGCCCGGCGAGGGCUACAACAUCGUUGGUCCUCCUGGUUCCCAGGGACCGCCCGGUUUCCGUGGACUUCCCGGUGACGAUGGUUAUAACGGACUACGUGGACUGCCCGGUGAGAAGGGAUUGCGCGGUGACGACUGCCCCGUGUGCAAUGCCGGACCCCGUGGACCCCGUGGCCAGGAGGGCGACACCGGCUACCCGGGUAGCCAUGGAAACCGUGGAGCUAUCGGCCUCACUGGACCGCGUGGCGUACAGGGCUUGCAAGGUAACCCCGGACGGGCUGGUCACAAAGGUCUGCCCGGUCCAGCGGGUAUUCCCGGCGAGCCAGGCAAAGUUGGAGCAGCCGGACCCGAUGGAAAGGCGAUCGAAGUGGGCUCCUUAAGGAAAGGCGAAAUCGGUGACACCGGCGACAGUGGACAUCGCGGAGAUACGGGUGACGACGGUGAAAAGGGUCGGGAUGGAUCCGAUGGUAGCAAAGGUGAGCGCGGAGAAACCGGACAACGCGGUGACUACGGCGAUGCCGGUUACCAAGGACGCGAUGGUGAACCAGGACGCGAUGGUCGUGAUGGAGCUCCCGGUAGAAACGCCACCACUCCCAAGGUCUACUUGAUCGGCGAGCCGGGAUAUGACGGAAUAAAGGGCGAGCGCGGCGAUGAUGGUGAUACCGGUUUCAAGGGCGUCAAGGGUGAGCCGAAUCCCGGUCAGAUCUACGACAACACUGGUGAGCCUGGCGAGGAUGGUUAUACCGGACCGAAGGGCGUUAAGGGAGCCAAGGGCGAGCAAGGAGCUAUUGGACUUCGUGGCGAAAUUGGUGACCGUGGCCCGGCUGGCGAAGUUAUUCCCGGACCCGUGGGUGCCAAGGGUUAUCCCGGCCCAACUGGCGAUUACGGACAGCAGGGAGCUCCCGGACUGCCUGGUCGCGAUGGUGAACCUGGUUUGGAUGGAGGCAUUGGAUACAAGGGACAACGCGGUGUACCUGGUCAGGAGGUGAUUCAGGGCGAGAUUGGGCCACCGGGUCGAUCAGGCAUUAAGGGCUUCCCCGGUGAUGUCGGCGCACCCGGCCAAUACGGACUCGCCGGACGCCCAGGACCGAAGGGUGUGAAGGGCGAGCAAGGACCCGAUGGCGCAGUUGGACAAACAGGACUGCCUGGCAACAAGGGCCAGCGCGGUGACUUCCUGGUUGGUCCGCCCGGACCAAAGGGUCAGCCCGGACGCAAUGGUCGCCAGGCACCGCACGGCGCCAAGGGGCAGAAGGGAGAGGUUGGCUCGCUGGGCCAGAAUGGACAGAACGGCGCCAAGGGCAGCAUCGGUUUCUCUGGCCGUCGUGGACUCCUCGGCAAUGCGGGUCUGCAGGGAUUGCCUGGUAGUCCUGGCAUACCCGGUCUUCCAGGAAUGAUUGGCGAGAUCGGAGAGCGUGGUGAGAUUGGAUACAAUGGACGGCAGGGUGACAUCGGUCCUCGUGGUCCCAACGGCGAGUUCGGACCUAAAGGUCUCUCUGGUGAUGAUGGACCGGAUGGCUAUCCCGGAGCUAACGGCCUUCCCGGACGCAAGGGUGAGACAGGAAAUCCUGGAUUCCCAGGACGUCCAGGCGCGAAGGGCGUGGCCGCCUACAGUGGCAUAAAGGGUGAUGACGGAGAAUCCGGCUUGACCGGACCCAUCGGAUACCCCGGAGCUCCCGGAGCGAAGGGACAGCGUGGACCCGUUGGAGAUUCGCAACCAGCUCUCGAUGGAGUUGCUGGACGCAAGGGAGAAGUAGGCAGUCCGGGACCCAAUGGACUUCCCGGUCGCCAUGGACUGAAGGGACAGCGAGGAGAUCGCGGUCUCCCCGGCCAACAGGGUAGACCAGGAGAGCCAGGAGCCAAGGGAUUGGGCGGCUAUCCUGGACGCAAUGGAAUUAAUGGCCUGAAGGGCGCCACUGGUUUUCCUGGACCCCAGGGACCCAAAGGUCCUCAGGGCGAGAGCGGAGUUGUGGGCUUGGAUGGUCGAAAUGGUCAGAUUGGUGAUCAAGGACCACGCGGAUUGAUUGGUGAGCAGGGAGAGCAGGGUGAGCAGGGUGACGAAGGUGAAGUCGGUAUUCCGGGUCGCUUGGAGAACCUGCGGGAUCGGAGCUUCUAUCGCGGCUUCACCGGAGAUCAAGGUCUACAGGGUGAACGUGGCGAGCAGGGUGAUAUGGGACCAAUUGGAUUUAUUGGACCUCCCGGCGCCAAGGGCGAACGCGGUGACAUUGGCUAUGCUGGACAACUUGGAUUCGAUGGAGCUGAAGGCCUUAAGGGCUUCCAGGGUGACCAAGGACCACGAGGUCCUCCGGGCAUAACAUUGCCCGCCGAGAAGGGUGACGAAGGCGUUGCUGGACUCGAUGGACGAGCAGGACGUCCGGGACACUUUGGCCAGAAGGGAGCACCCGGACCACCGGGAGAGAAUGGACCCAACGGUGCGAUCGGACACCGUGGACCCCAAAUCCAGGGGCCACCUGGACCUCAGGGAGAUGUCGGCUUUCCCGGAGCACCGGGACACAAUGGUCGUCAUGGACUAAUCGGACCAAAGGGAGAGCUUGGCGACAUGGGUCGCCAGGGUGAGCGCGGUGAAUCUGGAUAUGCCAUUGUCGGCAGGCAGGGCGACAUCGGAGAUAUCGGCUUCCAGGGCGAACCUGGCUGGGAUGGCGCCAAGGGCGAGCAAGGAUAUCCCGGACUUCCGGGUAAGAACGGAAGGGUGGGUGCCCCAGGACCACGGGGACCCACUGGCGACGCCGGCUGGGGUGGAAUCGAUGGCAUGGACGGACUCGUUGGCCCCAAGGGUCAACCAGGUGUAACAUACUCCUACUCCAUGGCCCGACCCGGAGAUCGUGGUGAGCCCGGACUUGAUGGGUUCCAGGGCGAGGAAGGCGAUGGUGGAGCACCAGGACUUAUUGGAUUCCAAGGACAGAGAGGUGCCGUCGGAUAUCGCGGUGACCAGGGCGAGGUGGGCUACACCGGAGCCGAUGGACCGCAGGGACAACGUGGUGACAAGGGUUAUAUGGGCUUGACCGGAGCACCCGGCUUGCGUGGUCUGCCCGGACCACAAGGUGAACCAGCGCCAGCACCGCCGGCACCCAAGAGCCGCGGAUUCAUCUUCGCCCGCCACUCGCAGUCCGUCCACGUACCUCAGUGUCCGGCCAACACGAAUCUGCUAUGGGAGGGCUACUCACUGUCGGGCAACGUGGCCGCCAGCAGAGCGGUGGGUCAGGAUCUCGGUCAGUCCGGCUCCUGUAUGAUGCGGUUUACAACCAUGCCGUACAUGCUGUGCGACAUCACCAACGUCUGCCACUUUGCCCAGAACAACGAUGACAGUCUCUGGCUGUCCACCGCCGAACCCAUGCCAAUGACCAUGACGCCCAUCCAGGGCAGGGACCUCAUGAAGUACAUUUCGCGUUGCGUUGUGUGCGAAACGACGACCAGGAUCAUCGCCCUCCACUCGCAAUCCAUGUCCAUUCCGGACUGUCCAGGCGGCUGGGAGGAGAUGUGGACCGGCUACAGUUACUUCAUGAGCACCUUGGACAACGUCGGUGGCGUUGGGCAGAACCUCGUCUCCCCGGGCUCUUGCUUGGAGGAGUUCCGCGCCCAGCCGGUGAUCGAGUGCCAUGGCCAUGGACGCUGCAACUACUACGAUGCGCUGGCCUCCUUCUGGUUAACCGUCAUCGAGGAGCAGGAUCAGUUCGUCCAGCCGCGCCAGCAGACGCUAAAGGCGGAUUUUACCAGCAAGAUAAGCAGGUGCACGGUUUGCCGUCGUCGAGGCAACAGCUUUGUGGCUCGCACUGCAAAGUCCAGGGCAGAUGCGUCUUCCGGUUUCACAGAUGGUUCUGCCUCGAGUAAUCCUUCGGGCAGUUUGAAAACAGAUGGCAAUUACAGGGCAAACUGGCAAUCCGGCCGGUCUUCCAGUCCUGGCUCUCAGUCCAGUCCUGGUUCCAGCUCCGGAUCCUGGUCAUCUGGAUCCAAUGCCGGAGCUUAUCCUGGCUCCAAUGCCGGAGCUUAUUCUGGCUCCAAUGCCGGAGCUUAUCCUGGCUCCAAUGCCGGAGCUUAUCCUGGCUCCAACGCCGCCUGGCAAUCGAGGACCAAUGCUGGAUCCAGCUGGCAUUCCGGACCCGUAGCAGGAUCGGUCUCCAAUCCGGGAUCGUACUCUAGCUGGUCCACGGGCUCCAGUCCUGGUUCCAAUCCCGAAUCUAACGCCGGGUCCACGCGCUCCUCUUGGAUCACGCGCAGUCGCGGCCCAUCAAACUAUCUGAACGGAAGGUACCAGCAAAGGGUUCACCCGAGCAACCUGCAGGCCUACGAUGAGUAUGCUCGCCAUGGUGGCAAUACCCGCCAGUACAACCGACGCCCACGCGAGGACACCACCGCCCCCUAGAUUGCAGUUCGAACUAAGUAGCAGUUAAAUAUACGUCUUAAGUAAUUUGCUAUCCUAUCCAGGAAACGAGAUAACGAUCCAAACCCCAACUCGAGUACCAAACAAACAAAACUUUAACCACAGAACAGUGCCAUUUUCCGUGGAGAUGUAAUCUAAUUACGUGGACACCAAAAACUAAAACCAUAUGACACAUAUGCCACAUACCAAAUAUAAUUAUGGAAUUAUGGAAGAGGGGUCGAGAAGAGUAACCACUGCCUCCACUGCAACGAAAGUAAAUCUUGUGCCCCUGUUGGGAUUAUUGUAAACGUAACACAACCAAAAAGAAAGCCCAGUUUUUUGAUAAAUAAAAUGUACAACACAUAAAACG
This is a messenger RNA of Drosophila melanogaster (fruit fly), 6430 nucleotides long. RefSeq names its product viking (gene vkg). The transcript has 9 exons. Gene Ontology annotation, molecular function: extracellular matrix structural constituent. Gene Ontology annotation, biological process: embryo development ending in birth or egg hatching. Gene Ontology annotation, cellular component: collagen trimer; extracellular matrix; basement membrane. The record is from RefSeq and is marked reviewed. Lineage: Eukaryota; Metazoa; Arthropoda; Insecta; Diptera; Drosophilidae. The coding region runs from base 241 to 6063 and encodes 1940 amino acids.